UCUAGAGAUGGACUUGAUCAGUGGGACCUUCGAAGGCAAUGCACUCACAUCUUGUUUUUUCCGCAAACCAGGAUUUCCCAUUCCCAAACCUUAUCUGGAUAGAGAAGAAGGCUGCGAGGAAGCCGAAGAUGCCCCAGGACACCCAGGCAGAGCAGGAGCUGAGGAUGGAGACCAGGGAGGGCAAAUCCCCAUGGCAGAACAUCGUGGCAGAGGCCACUUUGAGUGGCUACAGGGCACAGGAGUGCAAUGGGGAAGAAAAGCCCUGGAGAUCCCACAGGAGGAGGGGCUGCAAACCCAGCCCAGGAUGCUCUGAGGAGGAAAGACCCAGUCUGGCCAGAGCUCUGAGGUGGUGGUCUAUGAGCAGCUUGAUGAUGGCAAGAAGCCCCACCAGUACUUGGAGUGUGGGAAGAGUUUCCCCACGAGCUACCACCUGAUCAUCCACCAGAGGAUGCACACCAGGGAACGGCCCCAUGAGUGUGGGGAAUGUGGGAAGAGCUUCAGGUUCAGCUCCCACCUGAUCAUCCACCAGAGGAUCCACACCAAUGAACGGCCCUAUCAAUGUGGAGAAUGUGGGAAAGGCUUCAGGAGGAGCUCCAGCCUGAAACUCCACCAGAUGAUCCACACUGGGAUACGACCCUUUGUGUGUGGAGAAUGUGGGAAGGGCUUCCGUGACAGCUCUUGCCUGAUCAUCCACCAGACAGUGCAAACUGGGGAAUGCCCCUACAUGUGCUCAGUGUGUGGGAAGAGCUUCAUCAAGAACUCCAGCCUGAUUCUGCACCAGAGAAUCCACACUGGGGAGAGGCCUUACAAGUGUGGAGAAUGUGGGAAGAGCUUCAGCCAGAACUCCAGCCUGAUUGCCCACCAGAGGAUCUGCAGUGGGGACAGGCCAUAUGAGUGUUCUGAGUGUGGGGAGAGGUUUUUCAGAGCCAAUACUGUCUCCUCAAGCAUCAGCAGAUUCACACAGAAUAGAGGCCCUUCUGCUGCCCUGACUGCAGGAAGGGCUUUAAGAAAAACUCCACCUUUGUCACUCACCAGCAGAUCCACACUGGGAGAGGCCCUGACAGUGUCCUAAGUGUGGGAAGAGCUUCUCCCAGAACUCUGCUAUGACCCAACACCAAGGGAGGCAGCAGUAAGGGAUGCCCUACAAGUGCCCUGUGUGCAGGAAGAGUGUCGCCUUGAUUUUUUAAGAUUUUCUAAGCCUUCUGAUGUUUACAUUCUUGUAGCAAACUUUCUCACACACUUUCUGUAAAUAACUUAUUGUUUUGCAUUCUUUUUUAGAAGAAGAAAAAUUUGAUGGACUGUUGGUUUGUCCAGUGUCAUUGGAGAGGUGGCACUUUCACCCUCCAAUCCACUGUCACUUUUAGAAAACUAUAAAUGUUGGAGUCAGAAAAUAAACUUCCCUUUUCUCCCCCUUGAGAGCAGCAGUGUGUGCGCUCGUGUUGUUUUGUGUCCUACAGUGACAGGAAGAGCUUUGAGCGCUGCUUCAACUCCAUCCCCCGUUCGGGACC
Molecule: messenger RNA, 1508 nt
Organism: Melospiza melodia melodia
Lineage: Eukaryota; Metazoa; Chordata; Aves; Passeriformes; Passerellidae
Product: zinc finger protein 3-like
Exons: 2
Coding region: 449-1072 (207 amino acids)
Biological process (GO): regulation of gene expression
Cellular component (GO): nucleus
Source: RefSeq, a predicted model, not a curated record